AUGAGUUUAAACCGCAGAAAGCCUUUCAAAUACAAGCUUACGCGUACUCUUCGAGUUUCUAAAACUUCUCGUACCGAAAUCCCUCCAAAAACGCGUGCAUUCAUAGCUGGUGCAGCAUUACUCGGGAAUGUCAGCCACCACGCUAUUGCCGCAGCCCUCCACCGCGACCGCUCGGGUAUAUCAAAGCUUAUGAAGAGGAUAGAGGACAAGGCAGAGAGUGGGGGCUUCGACCUAUGGGACCCAGUCCUCUUUCAGGAUGACAUUGGGCGUGGGGGACCCGAGGUUCUGAGCCAGGAACAGAAGGAUGAGAUCGUCCGCAUCACAACGCAAGAUCGCAACCACCGCGAGGAGGAGCCAUGGCAGGCAAUAAAGCAUCGCCAGCUUCAUGCUAUCGCGCCUAAUCUGAGCAUUUCUACAUUUGAGAAUGUCAUGUAUAGAGCUGGUUACAAGCGCAGAAAGCCAGGCUGGAAACCACCACUUUCAUCUACCCAACGCCAAGAGCGAUUGAGAUGGGCCCUUGAGCACAACCCCGAUCGAUACGAGGUUGGUGAUGGACUUGGCUUUGACUUCCGCUGCGUGGUAUUUACUGACGAAACACCAGCUCGAGUGGGAGAAGAGAGAGGCAUGAUCCGUACAUGGGCGCGCGAUGAUGAAAUUUACAACGACGAUGUACGCCACGACCGCAAUCGUCGAGACUGCUGUAUACAAUUCUUUGGGGCUUUUAGAUACAACUUUAAAGGACCUUGUCAUUUAUACUUUCAUGAGACUCAAGAGGAGAAAGAGGUAGCGGAGGAGCUUCUAGAGUUGGAGAAUGCAGCCACUCGAACAUCCUCCAACCAUGCCCAACGAAGGGCCCGCGCAGCCCUCCAGGAGCUUGGUGAGGUAGAUAUAAACUUCGUACAUCUACUAGAAAGCUUGAGCAUAUCAAGAAACAUGACUAUCACCGCGGUAUUAGGUCAAGAGGAGGGGUGGAUGGGUAUCGCCACCGCGAAGGAGCUCUUAAGAAGGUCGCUCCAUGGAUUAACUCCCUCAAAAGUCGAGGAGUUGCAUGUUACUUACUUGAAGAUGGAGCUCCUCCUCACAAGUCUCGUAUUGCAAAUGACUACCUACAAGUUCAGAAGAUUGAGAAGAUGGCUUGGCCAGGUCACAGUCCAGAUGGGAACGCAUCUGAACAUGCCUGGUCAUGGCUGCGGCGUCAUGUGA
Molecule: messenger RNA, 1203 nt
Organism: Pyrenophora tritici-repentis Pt-1C-BFP
Lineage: Eukaryota; Fungi; Ascomycota; Dothideomycetes; Pleosporales; Pleosporaceae
Source: RefSeq, a predicted model, not a curated record